Molecule: messenger RNA, 2507 nt
Organism: Xiphophorus hellerii (green swordtail)
Lineage: Eukaryota; Metazoa; Chordata; Actinopteri; Cyprinodontiformes; Poeciliidae
Gene: sumf2
Product: sulfatase modifying factor 2
Exons: 9
Coding region: 149-1078 (309 amino acids)
Cellular component (GO): endoplasmic reticulum
Source: RefSeq, a predicted model, not a curated record
UCUUAAGCGGAACCUUUGAACACGGAACGUUUCUCACGUCGCACAGAAUUUUGUGAGUCGCCAAAAAGAAAAAGGAACAAUGCAACAAAUUAAAAUUUAAAAGCUUUUGAAAAUGAAGCCGUGUUUAUUAGUUAAAUCUUAAACUUUAAUGUUAGUUUUUAACUUUAGCCUCAGCUCGCGGACAGAAACUGUAAAAAUGGACGUUAGAACCGUUUUCUGGGUAUUUGCUGUUUUACUACCAGAGUUCGCCGCUGGGGAGAUGGUGAACAUCUCCGGAGGAAGGCUGGAGAUGGGAACCAGAGCCGCGGACAGCAGGGACGGAGAGUCCCCGGUCAGGGAGGUGAAGGUGCUGCCGUUCAGAUUAGACAAAUAUCCGGUCACAAAUUCAAUUUUCAGAGACUUUGUGCGAGCAGAGAAGUAUAAAACCGAGGCUGAGACAUUUGGAUGGAGUUUUGUGUUUCAGGACUUUGUUUCAGAUGAACUGAAGAGCAAAGUGACUCAGAGGAUAGAGUCUGCCCCCUGGUGGCUGCCCGUAGAACGAGCCUUUUGGAGACAGCCCGCAGGGCCCGGUUCAAGUAUUCUAGAGCGUUUGGACUUCCCGGUGGUUCAUGUGAGCUGGAAUGAUGCGCAGGAGUUCUGCAAGUGGAAAGGCCACAGACUGCCCACAGAGGAGGAGUGGGAGUGGGCGGCUCGAGGAGGACUGCAGGGUCGGACGUAUCCGUGGGGAAACAAGUUCCAGCCUAACAGGACCAACCUGUGGCAGGGACAGUUUCCAGACGGAGACACUGCAGAGGACGGAUAUCACGGCAUCUCGUCUGUCGCUGCAUUUCCUCCUCAGAACAGUUUUGGGCUGUACGACAUGAUGGGAAACACGUGGGAGUGGACGUCCACACGCUUCCCGGCAGCUCAGCCCACCUACGUUUUACGCGGCGCCUCUUGGAUCGACACAGUGGACGGCUCGGCCAAUCACAAGGCUCGGAUCACAACCAGGAUGGGCAACACCCCAGACUCCGCCUCCGAUAACCUGAGCUUCAGGUGUGCAGCCAGUUUGGGACAGAAAGAGAAAGCUGAACUAUAGCAACAAGCUGUUUAUUUUUCAUUAUUUUGAUUCAAAGUAAAUGGAAGGAAAUGAUUUAAAUUCAGGGCUCUGAUAGGGAGGAAUUGGAUUUCUUUUCACUGUUUCUGGAAGAAGUCCAGUUGUUUUGUGUCGAAGCACCGAGGGCCGCCAUGACGGGGCCCCAGGAAGUCUGAACACUUGUGAAGCAACUAUGAUUUCUCCUAUGGAGAAACUUUUUUCUACACUCAAAUUCAACAAAUAAACACUUAAGAAAUAAAACUCACUGCUUCUAAUUAAGUUUGUUUGCAACAUAGAAACAUCUUGUCUCUUGAGUCAAAAACAUGAACUUAAUUAAUUCACUGAACAACAGAAAGCGGACUCUUCCCUCUUCACUCUGAGAUUUCUCUUUGUUGAGUUAUUUACGUGACAAGAGACCAAAUCAGGGCUUUAGCCAAAUCCCUCCGUUUGGCUCUUUCCUCACUUUCUCAUGUUAAUUGAUUCAUUUUGAGAACUUUGGUCUUGGUUUAAGUAUCAAGUCGCUGUUUAAAGUCACUGUGGAGGGAAGUGAGAUUUAAUUUUCAUUAUACAAGACAAGCAGAAUAAAAGAUGAUUAUGUAAAUCAGCUUUUAUUUACAUAAUUUUUUCUGGGAUUUCUUGUUAAUCCCAGAAAAGCAAUCGUGGACAUUUGCCAAUCACGCCGCCGGUAAACGAAGCAGCCAGGAUGUUGCAUGUAAGCAGGGUGAGUCUGCACCUCCACAGUUCCUGUCUGAAACUUGUCUGCAGAGUUUCUGCUGAAAGGAGCCACACGCAUUUAUCUGCAUGUGAAACCACCAACCUUAUAUUCAAGUUUUUAUGUACAUUAGUGGGAACGCAUAUGAAAGUUAAACCCUGGUUUUAAUGCAGAAACCAAACAUGCGUGAUUUGAUCUUUGUCUUAUAACAUCUGUGGCUUCUCCGAAACAAAAUCCACUGACCCAAUAACCCAAAUAACUUGAGCCAUCUCAUUAGUUUCCAAACACCAGUUGAACGUCAAGACAAUUUGUGGUUUUAUGUCCUAAUCAGUUGCUAGGCAACCAGCCGUUUCACCUCCACCCAGCUUCUCGUUAAACUGAUGAAAACCUGUUGAAUCCUCGUUUCACUGGAGCGGUGGUUGAACCAGAUAUUUCAUCUUUAAUGUGUCGGUGAAGUGGUUUUACAUGUUGUGGUUGGGUUUCACUCACACAGGGCAGAAACGUGUUUGUUGUCUGUUUCGACACGGAGCAAAUAAAUACCUGAAGGAGAGGAGAACGCAAUGUCCUUGAUCCAUAUGGGUCACUACUCCCAAAGUUUGGUUGAGCUCAUGAAAAGUAUGCAGUGUUUGUUUUCUUUUAUUGAUGAUUGCAGCUGAUCAAUUUCUUUCAAAGUUUGAUUAUUAUGGAGGAUUUUAAUACAGAGGUGUUUGUGUAUGUUCA